AUGGACGAGGCUAACCAAGAGAAGACAUCUUUUGUCACCAGUCAAGGCUUAUUCUGCUAUAAGGUGAUGCCGUUUGGUUUAAAGAACGCAGGGGCGACAUAUCAGAGGUUGGUCAACCACAUGUUUCGUCCGCAGAUUAGGCGGAAUGUGGAAGUCUAUGUAGAUGACAUGCUGGUGAAAAGUCAAGACAAAGGAAGACAUCUAGACGACCUGCAGGAGACAUUUGAGACAUUGAGGUAUCAACCAAGGCAUGCCAUAAAAGCUCAAGCCCUAGCAGAUUUUAUUGCGGAGUUCACCCCAAGUCAUAAUGAGACAGAAGACAGUAAGAGGUGGAUCAUCCACGUGGAUGGUUCGUCUACACGGCAUGUAGGAGGAAUUGGUGUGGUCCUGCAAUCCCCAGAGGGAGAUAAACUGAAACAUAAAGUCCGUCUACAGUACCAAGCGACAAACAAUGAAGUCGAAUAUGAAGCCCUCCUCAAAGGGCUAGAAUUAGCAAAGUCCGUGGAAGCCAAGUCCAUAUGUGUCAUGGGGGAUUCCCAACUGAUCAUGGGGCAAGUGAAUGGGACGUAUGAAGCGAAGGAAGAACGAAUGAAGAAAUAA
Messenger RNA from Quercus lobata, 600 nucleotides. RefSeq lists its product as uncharacterized. Lineage: Eukaryota; Viridiplantae; Streptophyta; Magnoliopsida; Fagales; Fagaceae. The record is from RefSeq and is a predicted model, not a curated record. Bases 1 to 600 code for a protein of 199 amino acids. Gene Ontology annotation, molecular function: RNA-DNA hybrid ribonuclease activity; nucleic acid binding. The transcript is spliced from 2 exons.